Oncorhynchus nerka (sockeye salmon) is the source of this 792-nucleotide messenger RNA. RefSeq names its product B-cell receptor CD22-like. Gene Ontology annotation, biological process: cell-cell adhesion. Gene Ontology annotation, cellular component: membrane. Bases 1 to 792 code for a protein of 263 amino acids. NCBI's taxonomy places the organism in Eukaryota, Metazoa, Chordata, Actinopteri, Salmoniformes, Salmonidae. The transcript is spliced from 6 exons. The record is from RefSeq and is a predicted model, not a curated record.
AUGGACCAAGGAACACCUCAGUCAUCAGGACAGAGUUACAGCAUCACUAACAUCAUCUCUGAGGACAGAGGAGAAUAUUACUGUGAGGCUGAGAAUAAAUAUGGACGUCUCAACUCUUCUUCUGUGUCUGUGGACGUUCAGUACGGCCCAAAGAACACCUCAGUGUCAGUCAGUCCCUCUGGUGAAAUAGUGGAGGGCAGUUCAGUGACUCUGACCUGCAGCAGUGAUGCCAACCCACCUGUGGACAAAUACACCUGGUACUUUCAAAAUAAGACUUUUCUAAAUGGAUGUGGACAGAUGUACAACAUCAGUAACUUCAAGUCUAAGGACAGUGGACAUUACCACUGUGAGGCCUGGAAUAGAAGAGGAUCUAGGAACUCUACAGCUCUGAUGAUCAUUAUACCAGGGAAACAAACAUCAGUUGUGACUGCAGCUGUAGGAAUCAUAGUGGUUGUUCUGGUUCUCAUCCUCUGUUUCUCUGGCUUCAUGUGGUUCAGGAAGAAGGCCUCUAGAUCCCCCUCUGACACAAGAGACACAGCAGACGAUGGACAGGGAGACUCUAGUCCAGUGUAUGACAACAUCUCAGGCAUGGCCAUGACCUCUACUGCAGCACAGACAGCAGCCACAGAUGACCAGGAUGAUGUUCACUACGCCAGCGUCCACUUUUCUCGCUCCAGAUACCAGGAAGUGCCUCUGUACUCCACCGUCCAGCUGCAUCAACCACAGAAACAGGACCAAGAUGUCCAAUACGCUGCUGUGGAAUUCAACCGCCCCAGUUCUGCCACCCAGUGA